Messenger RNA from Patiria miniata (bat star), 2685 nucleotides. RefSeq lists its product as uncharacterized. The record is from RefSeq and is a predicted model, not a curated record. The transcript has 14 exons. NCBI's taxonomy places the organism in Eukaryota, Metazoa, Echinodermata, Asteroidea, Valvatida, Asterinidae. Gene Ontology annotation, biological process: positive regulation of extrinsic apoptotic signaling pathway; TRAIL-activated apoptotic signaling pathway. Gene Ontology annotation, molecular function: caspase binding; death receptor binding. Gene Ontology annotation, cellular component: cytoplasm; CD95 death-inducing signaling complex. The coding region runs from base 373 to 2685 and encodes 770 amino acids.
CGUGGUUCGUUGCGCGUUCUUAAAUUGGCGGGGCACGACGUGGAGGACUUUCGAAAAAACGUCACAACAGUGAAAUAAACUAUGGCGACAGGUGUCCAACAUGACCUGAUGAAGCAGGCACAGUGCUUUUGGUCAAUGCUGGAUGAGCUUGCAGAGACCUAUGAAGAUGCAUACAGGAAGUUCAUGGCCACAAACCUCCAAAGAGGACAGCAAGAAUUGACACCGGCCAAGCCAUGGAUGUGUGUCAAGACCCGUAUCAUGUAAUGGACGUGUGAACUCCUUCACUGCCACAGUCGGCUACAGAGUAACGCCUUUCAUGGGUUAAAGGAUUAUUACUGGGGUUGGACUAACGAAGCUGUCUGCAAAUAAACUAUGCUCGUGUCAGAGGCACUGAAUGGUAAAAUGGACAAAAGGAAGGCUUCCAAGCAUCAGCCAGAACCAACAGCAAAGAGAGUCCGAAGAGACAAUGAGACACAAACGCCACGGACACAAACUAACCCUGGUCCAAGCACAGCACCAGACACGCAGGCAGCUCCAACUCAACAACUACCGGCUGAUGGAGCGAGGGAUGACCAACAAACGACUCGGCAGGAACCGCAGGCAGGGCCUUCUCAGCAGGAACCAACGCCACAACCACCCCCACAACUACAGCCAGGACCAGAAAGAAAAUUGGAUGUUGAGCCUCCCCACGCUUCAGAAACAAACUUGGAUAAAGAGCAUCCCGAACUUCCAGGUAUCAGUGACACCAUUCUACGCAAGAUCUCUGAAAGGCUUGGCUCUGAAUGGCAGAGGCUGGCUACACAUCUCGGUUUAAGCGCUGCAGAGAUCGAGCACAUCUUGAUGGAUGACCCAGGCCAGACGGAGAACCAGAUCUUCAACAUGCUGGCUGAAUGGAGGCGCAAACAAAGGGACGUGUUAUGUGCAGCUCUGAUGAAGAUCGGCAAAACAGACAUAGUCGAAGACUUGAAAGAUUUAAGUGACCCUGUUCUACGCAUGAUCUCUGAGAAGCUUGGCUACGUAUGGCGUAAGCUGGCUACACAUCUCAGUUUAAGCGCUGCAGAGAUCGACUGCAUUGUGAUGGAUGACCCAGGCCAGACAGAGAACCAGAUCUUAAACAUGCUGGUUGAAUGGAGGUGCAAACAAAGGGAAGUGUUAUGCACAGCUCUGAUGGAGAUCGGCAGAAGGGACAUAGCUGAAGACCUGAUAGGUAUCAGUGAUCUUGAUCUACGCAUGAUCUCUGCCAAGUUUGGCUCUGAAUGGUGGAAGCUGGCUACAUAUCUCAGUUUACGCCCCACAAUGAUCGAGCGCAUCGUGAUGGAUGACCCAGGCCAGACGGAGAGCCAGAUCUACCAAAUGCUGGUCAAAUGGAGGCGCCAACAAUCCACAAGCACGGAUCAGAGGGACGUGUUAUGCACAGCUCUGAUGGAGAUCGGCAGAAGGGACAUAGCUGAAGACCUGAUAGAGGCUGAAGUGGGAGGAGCUAGAGAACAGAGCAGGCAGAGAAGAACUACAUCAUCUGAAAGACGGGGACAGGGAGAUGUUGGUCAUCGAGACAAGUCUCACCAAGAAGUUCAAGAAAGAGGGGCUAAAGAACAAAGCAAGCUGCUCUGUACCUCAUCAUCUGAGGGACAGAGACAAAAUCAGCAAGAGGCAGGAGGAACACAUCAGGACAUUCAGAAAGAGACGAUGCAAUCAUCCGAGGAUCAUGGACUGAUAGGGUCAACACACCAAAAACCAGGUCAUGGACCUGUAGUUUCUAUCAAGGGCGAAAAUUGUCCUGUCAUCGUGGGAGAUGCUAAUCAUUCGACUUUUAACUUUAACAUUACAGUAGAAAGUUCACGGUUUCCAAAAGUGUCAAUAGCAACAGAUGUAACAAGGCAGGGUGGCGAGGACCGUGGCAUGAAUGAUGUUCUCCGGAUAGCCCUGACUACCUUACAUAGAACGGAGGGAAAGGAAUACGUCCUUGAGCAAAUCUCAGCUAUCCUGAAAUCAUGUGACGGAGAGCUUGAGGAAGUAAUAUCUGGGUCUGUGACAUUUGUUGUUCGCUUCAAGAGUCGGGAGGGUCUGAACAAACUCUGGAGUAUGUACACCACUGGCGAACUCGCCAAGAAACUGACAAAGAUUCUCAUAACGGAUGAACUGACUACAGAAGAUAAGAGUGACUUGGCUAUCAAGGCGACUAUACCAGAAAGCGACUACGAUCGGGCCUGCAAAUUCUUUGACGAAUUGGAAAAGGACCUGCAGAAAGAUGAAGAGGACUCAAGCAGCGUGGAAGAGGUACAGCAUACACAACUUGGAGAAAGCAGCACAGCAACAACGGCUUACAGUAGCGAUCCAACCGAGUACGAUGAAGACAGAUGUGAAGAGAAAGUGAAGACAUCGUUUAUAACAACAGGUAUCAGUGACCCCGUUCUACACAAGAUCUCUGAGAGGCUUUGUUCUGAAUGGCGGAAGCUGGCUACACAUCUCGGUUUCAGCGUUGCAGAGAUCGAGCGCAUCGUGAUGGAUGACCCAGGCCAGACAGAGAACCAGAUCUUCAACAUGCUGGCAGAGUGGAGGGGCCAACAAUCCACUAGCACAGAUCAGAGGGACGUGUUAUGCACAGCUCUGAUGAAGAUCAACAGAAGGGACAUAGCUGAAGACCUGUUUGUUUUGGACAUUAACUUAGCCUCAUUAGACUUUUAA